Caenorhabditis angaria is the source of this 2513-nucleotide messenger RNA. The record is from the annotation of a GenBank genome assembly. NCBI's taxonomy places the organism in Eukaryota, Metazoa, Nematoda, Chromadorea, Rhabditida, Rhabditidae.
AUGGUCAUUUCGUCCAAUUCGCCCAGGUCAUUUUCGCGUAUGAAUGAAUCAGGAGAGCUUUGGUGAGUUACUUUUGGGAUUUUUUUAUUUUUGUUCUUUAAAAAAAUAAUUUUAAAUUUUUUUAUCGUUAAAAUUCACUGAACCUUUAUUCAGAAUUUUUUUCAAUGGUUCAGAAAACCCUUUAAGUUAAUGUCAAGUUCGGAUUUUUUCUUGAAAAAAAAACUUCCUAUGAAAAAUUUAUUGGGUUUCCAAGACAAAAAUAUCUCAUAUUCUCAAUUUUUGCAGGACUCUCUAUCAAUCCACUCAACGCCGAAUGGGCUCCACACCAGUUGCUUCAACACCAAAAACGCCCAGCAAAAAUACAAUGAGGUAGGUAAUUUUUCAUUUUAUUUUUAUAUAAACAACAAAAAAAGAAACAUAUAUGUACAUAUGCUAAUUAUAGGCCGCCGGAAACACCAAAUGUCACAAAUAUUGGUCUGGAAAACGAUGAAAAUAUUGGUGAGUUGGUUGGAAAUAUACAUAUUUCUUCUUUCAAGAAAAAAAGAAGAAGAAAACUAUUUUUAUUUUCAGAUACAAUAGAAGAUACUAACAACUUAUUGAUCCGAUUUAUGAAAAAAUGUGAAAGUCUGAAGACGGAAAAUUUGAAUUUGAAGGAUAUUGUGAAUAAACAAGCAGCGACUAUCAAAGAACUCACAGCUCUUGUGAAAUCGAUGAACUCGUAAGCUUUUUUGUAAUCUUGCAAAUUCAUAAAUUUCCAAAAAUAUUUUGUAGAACAAGUGAGAUGGAAUCUUCUGAAUCGCAUGAGAAAAGUACAUCGUUGAGUUUGUCAAAAUCCGCCAAAGUUCAACGAGUCACGCCCACAAAAAGAGAGACAAGUAGCAGUAGUAGUUGUGUAUCGACGCCUGCAGCAAGUUCAACAACUCCGAGAGCUCGGUUGAGUAUGCAAAGAGCAUCAAGGAGAACGACACCAAUCGCUGUUGCGACUAUUGAAACAAGGAACACGGUAUGUAUUUUUGGAAAGGGCAAUCAAAAACUUGAACCACAAUCAUCCCGAAGGUGGAAGUACAUCACUGGCUUUCAAUUCUAACAACAACAUUCGAAUAUGAUAAAUGUAAAACUAUCCUAGAAGUCACUGUUCUCGUGUUUCCAGUUCAUUCAUAACUUUUUUCUCUAAUUACACUGAAACCAUAGAUUCACAAAUGUUGAAUGUUUCUCUUUUCAGAUAAUAUUUCCUGAACCUUAGAGGUUUAUAAAAAUCUUGCAAUCCCGAAUCUUGUCUAAUUCAAGAUUUCAGAUCGGUGUGUUUUCCUUAAGUUUUGAUAUGUUUUCUCAAAACAAUAUUAAAAAACGGUCAGGCACUUUAAAAUCAACCUCAACCAUAUAAUUUUAUUUUUCAAAUUUCCUCUAAAAACGUUUCAGCCAAGUUAUAAAACCCCACAACUAACUAUUUCGCAAUAAUAAAUAUUUUUCUCACUUUUCCAUAAACAACAUAUUUUAUUCUCUCAAAAAGAAAAAUUGAUUUUCAGCCAACUCAGCGUCAACGAAUCUUCCCGCCAGUCACACCAAACCUGCCUUCCACACCGAUUCUUCCACAAUCACAGCCGCAAAUCAGAACGACAACAUCAACAAUCAGAAGAUCACAACCAAGAAGGCGACUUUUUGAAGUUGAACAACAUCAUGAAGGUGCGUUUUAAAUUUAUUCAAUGAUUUUAUGUAAUUUAAAAACAAUUUUUUAGCGCUUCAUCGAUCACACAGCGAGCCAGCAAUCGAACAUCUCAAUAUUUCACCAAUGAAAGACGAUGCUUGGGGAAGAGCAUGUCCUCCAAGAUUGCAUCUUGAAAGAAAUCGUCCAGAGUUCAUUGAACGGCUAGAAGCUCGACAAAGGAUCAUAAAAGCUGCAGCUGAACGCCGAGCCGAAAUUGAACAUCGGAAAAGAGUAAGAUUUUUGCAACAUUCUAAUUCUACUGAGCAAAUUUGUCGUUUUAGAUAGCUGCACGAGCUGUUGCUACCGGUCAACGAAGUGCGGAAAGUGUGAGCAGGGAUUUAUUUGCUGAUUCAACGACAAUUCGAGCAUUUUAUGAGAGAGAUAUGAGAGAGAUAACAUUGCGAAAUAUCCGGAAUUCUGAUCAAUAUCGAAGUAGAGUUUGGCAAAGAAUGGCGAAAGUUGAUCAAGCGGCUAAUAGAAUUAUUGCACAAACGCAUACUUUGGUAAGUUUUUUUUCUUGUUGAAAUUCAUGCAGUAAAUUCAAUUUCAAUAUUAUUCAUAUGAAAUGAUUCAACAAAAAUUUUGUUGAAUUUGAAAUAUCAUUUACAUUUGACCAAAAAAAAAUAAAUCAGUUCAUAGUUUGUUCGAGAACUGAAACUCAAUCAAAAUAUUACUUCAAUUCAAAAAAUUUUUCAUGAACAUGAGAUGUAUGAACAAAUAAUCUGAAAGUCGCGUUUCUCAAAAGCAAAAUAGCAUUUUUCAGAGAACCCGCUCAACUUCUCGAACUCGACGACGAUCUAAUGCAUGA